CUUACCAAUUCUAAACGCCUCUCUCUCUAUUUCUUAAGCUUUCUCUCUCUAACGGCGAAGCCAUGGGUUAUCCGGUAGGAUACACUGAGCUCCUCCUCCCAAGAAUCUUCCUUCACUUACUCUCUCUCUUAGGCUUAAUCCGAACACUCAUAGACACUGGUUUUCGAAUAUUGGGUCUACCCGACUUCCUCGAAUCCGACCCGGUUUCAUCGUCAUCAUCAUGGCCGGAACCACCGUCUAUGUCCACGGCAGCACAUCAUCUCCAAGAAAGCUCAUUUUUCAUUCCAGUAGCGGCGAGGCUAGCCGGAGAAAUCUUACCCGUUAUCAGAUUCUCGGAGCUGAACCGACCCGGAUUCGGAUCCGGAUCAGAUUGCUGCGCGGUGUGCCUCCACGAGUUCGAGAACGAAGACGAGAUCCGACGGCUGACGAAUUGCCAACACAUAUUUCAUCGGAGCUGUUUGGACCGUUGGAUGAUGGGUUAUAAUCAGAUGACGUGUCCACUUUGUAGAACGCCGUUUAUUCCUGAUGAGUUACAAGUUGCUUUUAACCAACGAGUUUGGUCUGAAUCUGAACUUCUCGCAGAAUCAACUUAGAAUCUUCUUUUUUUCUUUUUCUUUUUUUAGUGGAAUUAGUUUCUGCAAAUGGGAAAAUAAUUUCUUUCUUAUUUU
This is a messenger RNA of Arabidopsis arenosa, 668 nucleotides long. The record is from the annotation of a GenBank genome assembly. NCBI's taxonomy places the organism in Eukaryota, Viridiplantae, Streptophyta, Magnoliopsida, Brassicales, Brassicaceae.